Messenger RNA from Puccinia triticina, 1497 nucleotides. RefSeq lists its product as uncharacterized. The transcript is spliced from 6 exons. Lineage: Eukaryota; Fungi; Basidiomycota; Pucciniomycetes; Pucciniales; Pucciniaceae. The record is from RefSeq and is a predicted model, not a curated record. Bases 1 to 1497 code for a protein of 498 amino acids.
AUGUCCAACCAACCAUCAACCGAACUCGAGUUCUUCCCCCAUCUCACCGAGUCACAACUAACAGACCUCAAGAAAUUCUGGGAGGCACUCAACGGAUUGUUAUACACCCCCGCACAAGCCAACCAGGCCGAUGGCAAAGCGACCAAGACAAAAGCUGAGCCGACCGUACCCGAACGAGUCAAGAACUUGGUUGGAGAGUCAGAGGCGGAGAGGCUGGCGACGGAGCUAUGGGCAUGGAUCAUGAUGGAUGACCCGGACAUGAUGGUGCUGAAGUACAUCCGGGCCAAGAAGUUCAAGUCGACGGCCGACUCUCUCGAGUUACUCAUCAACUCGCUCAAGUUCAGGGCCGACCGGAAGCUCUCAACGAUCUACUACGAGAACCCGAGCAUACUCAAACAGCUCAAGACCGCCAAGGCUUUUGUGUUCGGCUUUGAUAAAUCUGGCUCACCCAUCUUUAGAGUCAAUGCUGCCAAGCAUAAGACCAGCGAUCAAACUCCAAGAGAACUCGAAGAUUUCAUCCUCUAUUCUAUGGAAGUGACUCGACUAUUCGUCGUUCCUCCCGCAGAAACCGUCACAAUGUUGAUCGACUUGAGUGGAUUUGGGAUGUCCAACAUGGAUUGGAAAUGUGCAUCGUUCAUGAUCUCCACACUGGAAUCGUAUUAUCCUGAAACUUUGAAUCAUCAAAUCAUCCACAACGCACCCUGGAUUUUUCAAGGCAUCUGGAAGGCGAUUUCGACAAUGAUUGACCCGGUUGUUCGGUCGAAGGUGCUAUUUACAUCGAAGAAUGAGGACCUUAUAAAGCUAGUGGAUAAGCGGAACUUGUUUAAGGCCGAAGGCGGGGAGUCAUCUUUCGAAUGGACGAUCCCAGCAAACUAUCCGGUCGGUACGUCUGUCCCACCGGCCAACACCGAUCCUGCUGAGGUCGAGAAAGCGAAGCAAGCCGAGCGCCGAGUCCAUCUCGACCUCACUCCGGAGCAGGAACGCGCCAAAAUUAGUGAACUUAAUGUCCGCGCUACCUUGGUCGCCCGGUUCAUCUCACUCACUCAGCUUUGGUUGUCAGCCUCUGAGGACCAAACCUCAGCUCCCGAAAGACUGGUCAAGAUCUUGGCAUUGAGGCAGUUGCUUAAGCUUAUCCUGCGCGCACAAUAUCUGAAGAUGACGCCGUUGAUCGUUCCGAACACGAUCUACCACUACCGAGGUAUCCUGAAGGGCGAAGAACCGGGGACGAUCGAUUUCGAAGCCGAAGGAGCAAGCAGCAGGACGAACGGAGGCCAAGAUGCGCAGGCUGGACAGCCUGCUAUUAUGGGCCAGGAGUAUGCCCGGCCCAGUUUGCUGAAGACCAUCGAGCACGAAACCUCCCGCUUCCGUUCCACCUACCCCCCUUCCUCUUCGUCACUUCCUGAUGCCACAACCGAUCCUUCGCCCGCUCACGAGAAUCCCGAACAGGUCGACCCCAUCGACCAGAUCUUUACUGAGAUUACCCGGCUUGAAUUUUGA